AAUCCUGCAAAUGUAGAAAAAGCAAAUGUGUACAGCUAGUAAAAAGACUGGAGGUACACAGUACUUUGCAGACUCAACACCCCUUUCCUUGGAAUCUUUUUUGUACUAUAAAAUCACACUUGCUCUGUCUACUCUUUCUUCAAACUCCCAACACAAAAACACACACACACACACACACACACACACACUUACAAGAGUUUGAAGAUGGCUUGGAGCUCACCAAGAUGGAAAUGGGUGGCAGUUUGUACUUUUGUAAUGGCUCAUACAGUUGCUGCUCAAGUUGAAGAUGGUCUUCUAAUCAAUGGUGAUUUCGAGACACCACCAGCUGGUGGAUUCUCUGGCUUUGGCGUAGCCGAUGGACCAACAGCAAUUCCCAGCUGGAGACUAAAUGGGACAGUUGAACUCAUAUCAUCUGGGGAAAAACAAGGUGGGAUGAUCCUUAUUGUACCAGAAGGUGAACAUGCACUUCGCCUGGGGAACGAUGCCGAGAUAAGCCAAGAAGUGAAGCUUGAGAAAGGGUCAAUAUACUCGAUCACAUUUAGUGCAGCUCGAACUUGUGGUCAGCUAGAGUCACUUAACGUGUCUGUGCCACCUGCAUCACAGACCAUUGAUUUAGAAACGCUGUAUAGUGUACAAGGCUGGGAUACAUAUGCAUGGGCAGUUGAGGUGGAAGAAGAAAAUGUGCGGGUUGCGUUUAAAAAUCCAGGGAUGGAGGAUGACCCUACUUGUGGACCUAUUAUUGAUGAUAUUGCUAUUAAGAAGCUGUUUGUUCCUGAAAAAGUUAAAGAUAAUGCUGUACUUAAUGGUGACUUUGAAGAAGGCCCAUGGAUGUUCCGCAAUGCAUCUCUAGGUGUCUUACUCCCCACUAACCUUGAUGAAGAAACAUCGUCGCUGCCAGGUUGGAUUGUUGAAUCAAAUAGAGCAGUCCGAUACAUAGACUCCAACCAUUUUACCGUCCCGGAAGGAAAACGAGCAGUUGAAUUGCUUUCAGGCAAGGAAGGCAUUAUUUCGCAGAUGGUCGAAACAAAGCCAAACAAGGCCUACAGAUUAUCAUUUUCAUUAGGUCAUGCUGGGGACAAAUGCAAGCAGCCACUAGCAGUUAUGGCCUUUGCUGGUGACCAAGCUGAAAAUAUACAUUACACUCCUAAUUCCAAUGCCACAUUCCAAACUGCUGAUGUAAAUUUCACAGCCAAGGCUGAUAGAACACGUAUUGCCUUCUACAGCAUUUAUUACAACACGAGAAGCGACGAUUCGACCUCGUUGUGUGGACCUGUGGUUGAUGAUGUGAGAGUGGCAGUUUCAGGGUCCAGUAAAAUAAAGCUUGGAGGUAUAGUGAUGAUGUUAGUUCUAGCCUCUUCUUUGUUCUGAAUGUGAGCCGUUGAACAGAUACCUUUUUGUCAAGUAUAAAUAUGGUUAGUGUGUAAUGUGGUUUUGGCAUGGGAAUGUCGGGGAACUAGGUCCUAUGUCUCUGUUUUUUCCCAGGUUCCAUGUCUAUGUUUCAUUGCCAAGCUAUUAAGUUCAGAAGAAACAGCUUAGAUGUAGGAUUUAGAGUAUUUUGGGUAUGGACCUAUCAUGUUGUAGCAAUUGGCAAUGUGCUUUGAUCUGUUUUGUUAUCAAAGUUCGAUUGUCUUUAA
This is a messenger RNA of Daucus carota subsp. sativus, 1634 nucleotides long. Its product is annotated as protein BIIDXI. The coding region runs from base 205 to 1368 and encodes 387 amino acids. The transcript has 3 exons. NCBI's taxonomy places the organism in Eukaryota, Viridiplantae, Streptophyta, Magnoliopsida, Apiales, Apiaceae. The record is from RefSeq and is a predicted model, not a curated record. Gene Ontology annotation, cellular component: plasma membrane.